UGCUUCUUCUCCACCACGAGUGUCGCAAAAACAACGCAUGCAGGAUCAGGUCAGGAUGCGGUGGGUUCAAUGUCACAGAGUUUUUCCAGCGAGCAGAUAGACGAGAAUAAACUUUAAAGCUUGGGUGCCGUCAGGUUUGAAAGAAGUGCUGGAUAAUCUGCAUUGAGCCGUAUAUCCACCAUGUCCAUCCAGAUUUGUAGAGUGGUGGAGCUGAUGCUGCGCUCUGCUUGCUGUCACACUGUCAGAGGUCAGUCCUGUUUGCGCAAGGCAGUGUUGACCCCAGUGGGUCCCUCUGGCUUCUGUGCUCCAGGUGCUUUUGUCCUUCAAAGGAGGGCCUACAGUCUGGACUCCCUGUCUUUGGGUCCUGGUCGGCCCUCACUCGGUCCAAAUUCCCAACAGCCUCGUGCAGAGAGGACAUCCCCCUCGUCUGCGCUCACACACAGGAAUCUGUCAGCUGUAGCUGUACAGGGCCAGUGCCGUCCUCUGAGCCAGUAUGACUUCCUAGACCUCGAGGAGAUAGAAGAGAAUGUACGACGUGCUCAGGCCUGUAAAAAAAUCAGACACUUCAUAGUGGACCCUGACCUGGCUAAUCUGGUAGCACAGCAUCUGGGACCUGAUCUACAAGAUGCUAAAACUGUUAUCUUUGAAUGUAACCCAGGUCCUGGGGUAUUAACUAGGACACUGUUAAAUGCUGGAGCUCAGAGAGUUGUCGCUCUUGAGGGUGAUAGGUCCUUUCUACGUGACCUACAGGAGCUAGAAAGCCGCCUUGAUGGGCAGCUGGAAGUAGUUCACUGUGACUACUUUAAACUAGACCCCAUUGGUCCCGGCAACGUGAAACCCCCAGCUAUGUUCACCGAUAAGCUCUUUACUGACCUGGGAAUCUCAGACUCUGCUUGGACUGAUGAUAUCCCAGUGAAGGUGGUGGGAAUCCUGCCCCAGCGCAAUGAGCGUAGCACGCUGCUGAAGAUGGUUUACGCUUUGUUUGAGCGGCUGUCUGUCUACAGAUAUGGAAGAAUAGAGCUCAACCUCUUCAUAAGCGAGAAAGAAUACCUGAAACUGGUGGCGCGUCCUGGUGAAAUGAUGUACUACAGAGCCUUUGGCGUCCUCUGGCAGAUGGCCUGUGAGAUUGAACUACUGCACAAGGAGCCGUGGGAGUCAUUUGUGGUGUCAUCAGGACAGAGCGUACCUAGCCAUAAAGGCUGGCUUCCAAAUGAUCACCUGUGCCUGGUGCGCCUGCGUCCACGGGCAGACCUGUUCUCUGGAGGACUGACUCCAUCUAAUGCGUCAACUCUGCUGAUGAUGGUCAAGCAGUGUUUGGCAAAGAGGAAGGUCAAGCUCAUUGACAGGCUCAAUCUCUGGUCACCAGAUAGUGGGAAUAAACUGUUAUCAGAGAUGGGCAUGCCAGAGGACAUACUGACAGGCCACGUAUAUCCAGAAGAGUAUCUCCGACUGUUCCAGCUGAUGGACAAGAGCAAGGAAUUCACACAAAGCUGGCUUUAUGAAGAGAUCCUGGAGAACACACAGAGGGAGGGUUGGAGCUAAAAUAUAGACAGACAGGUCUUAUAUGUAUAGAUUUUCAGAAAACAAAAUGUGCAUACAAAUGUGUGAUAUACUGAUGAUGUAAUAUAGAUAUAGUAUAUGUGGUGUAGUGACAGACUUUAGAGAGUCACACAGGAAAUUGUUAAAAAUAAGUUAUUCAUGAUAUUACCACGAAUAUAUUUGUUACUGAAAUGAUUUAAAUGUGACUGUGACAAAUUCCACAAACCUCCGUAGGCCGUGGAUGAAGGACAUCAAAUAAAUGUUUUCCUGAAUUGGGUUUUCUAAGAGGUGAGAGACAAACACACUUAAAUAUAAUACUGGGUUCUUACAACAUACUUAUGGCCAGUAGGAGAAGAAAAAUUACUUCUAUAAUUAAGUGUGUUUUUUUUUUUUUUUUUUU
Archocentrus centrarchus (flier cichlid) is the source of this 1939-nucleotide messenger RNA. RefSeq names its product transcription factor B2, mitochondrial (gene tfb2m). Gene Ontology annotation, biological process: transcription initiation at mitochondrial promoter; rRNA methylation. Gene Ontology annotation, cellular component: mitochondrial matrix. Lineage: Eukaryota; Metazoa; Chordata; Actinopteri; Cichliformes; Cichlidae. Gene Ontology annotation, molecular function: mitochondrial transcription factor activity; rRNA (adenine-N6,N6-)-dimethyltransferase activity. The record is from RefSeq and is a predicted model, not a curated record. The transcript has 10 exons. The coding region runs from base 181 to 1542 and encodes 453 amino acids.